AUACAUUUAAAACAAUGUCUGACUGAAAUUAAAACAUAAUCAUGCUAUGAUAAUGGCACACGCUUAUUAAUUAAAAUGUGCAACUAUGUGGUUUUUUUUCGAGCUACUUAACAGUUUCUAUAAACAAUCCUGCCUAUAAUAAAUUGUUGCUCACGCCAGACACUUAAGACGUGCACAAAACAAAGGAUUUACAGAGAGAGAGAGAAAAAAAUCGUCACGGUGUUUGACAAAAAGCAUUCCAUUUGCAUUAUCUGUGCAUAUUAGUAAAGUAACAAACCACAAGCCAGGACGUCACUAAGUGGUAUUUAAGAGGCAGCGUCACAGGUGAAUGGAGAGAAGUGGAAGAACUGAAGCAUAGAAUAACUAUCGGACCACUGAGACAGCAGCGGAUUACCGAUCAACGUGUUCAGCAUAAUAUAUCUGCUAAAGGUCUGAUUCUUAUUAUAACCACUGGACUCUUUCCAGAAUGGAGGGAAAAGCUUUUAUUAUAAUGUGCAUUCUCAUUGCAAAAGUCCAAUCCCAAAGUACAACAAUCUCCGUAACAGAUUCAACAUCAUCACUAUCAUCUGUUAGUACAACCAACACCUCCGCAACAUCCACAGCUACAACUUCUUCAACAACCACUACAGCUCCUGCUGAAACAUUCACCACUACUGCAGGAGUUACCACAACAGCACCACAAACUACUGUUACAACAACUGAAUCCUCCACAACAGCCACAACAACAAAUGCACCCUCAACUAUAGUUUGUUCAAAUCCAUGCACAAAACCAACAACUUUAACCCCAACAGGUUCUACCUCUGUCACAACAACUCUUACUGAGUCAUCAACCAUUAGUGCACCAGUCACAUCUGCUCAGUCUACAGCCUCUACAGCAUCUACAGAGCCUACAGCUUCUACAGUGUCAUCCACAUCUGCUCAGUCUACAGCACCUACAGCAUCUACAGAUUCUACAGCUUCUACAAUAUCUACAGCAUCUUCAGAGUCUACAACUUCUACAGUGUAUCCACACAACUUCUACAGUAUCUACAGCUUCUACAGUGUCAUCCACAUCUGCUCAGUCUACAGCAUCAACAGCUUCUACAAUAUCUACAGCAUCUUCAGAGUCUACAGCUUCUACAGUAUCUACAGCUUCCACAGUCUCAUCCACAUCUUCUCAGUCUACAGCAUCUACAGAUUCUACAGCCUCUACAGCAUCUACAGAGACUACAGCUCCUAUAGUAUCUACAGCUUCUACAGUGUCAUCCACAUCUGCUCAGUCUGCAGCACCUACAGCAUCUACAGAUUCUACAGCUUCUACAAUAUCUACAGCAUCUACAGAGACUACAGCUCCUAUAGUAUCUACAGCUUCUACAGUGUCAUCCACAUCUGCUCAGUCUACUCAGUCUGCAGCAUCUACAGAGCCUACAGCAUCUACAGAUUCUACAGCUUCUACAAUAUCUACAGCAUCUUCAGAGUCUACAACUUCUACAGUAUCUACAGCUUCUACAGUGUCAUCCACAUCUGCUCAGUCUACAGCAUCAACAGCUUCUACAAUAUCUACAGCAUCUACAGAGUCUACAGCUCCUACAGUAUCUACAGCUUCUACAGUGCCAUCCACAUCUGCUCAGUCUACAGCAUCUACAGAUUCUACAGCAUCAACAGAUUCUACAAUAUCUACAGCAUCUACAGAGCCUACAGCUUCUACAGUGUCAUCCACAUCUGCUCAGUCUACAGCCUCUACAGCAUCUACAGAGUCUACAGCUCCUACAGUAUCUACAGCUUCUACAGUGUCUUCCACAUCUGCUCAGUCUACAGCCUCUACAGCAUCUACAGAGUCUACAGCUCCUACAGUAUCUACAGAUUCUACAGUGUCAUCCACUUCUGCUCAGUCUACAGCAUCUACAGAUUCUACAGCUUCUACAGCAUCAACAGAUUCUACAAUAUCUACAGCAUCUACAGAGUCUACAGCUCCUACAGUAUCUACAGCUUCUACAGUGUCAUCCACAUCUGCUCAGUCUACAGCCUCUACAGCAUCUACAGAGCCUACAGCUCCUACAGUAUCUACAGCUUCUACAGAGUCAUCCACUUCUGCUCAGUCUACAGCCUCUACAGCAUCUACAGAGCCUACAGCUCAUACAGUAUCUACAGCUUCUACAGUGUCAUCCACAUCUACUCAGUCUACAGCAUCUACAGAUUCUACAGCAUCAACAGAUUCUACAAUAUCUACAGCAUCUACAGAGCCUACAGCUCCUAUAGUAUCUACAGCUUCUACAGUGUCUUCCACAUCUGCUCAGUCUACAGCCUCUGCAGCAUCUACAGAGUCUACAGCUCCUACAGUAUCUACAGCUUCUCCAGUGUCUUCCACAUCUGCUCAGUCUACAGCCUCUGCAGCAUCUACAGAGUCUACAGCUCCUACAGUAUCUACAGCUUCUACAGUGUCUUCUGCACAUCUGCUCAGUCUACAGAGUCUACAGCUCUGCAGCAUCUUCAGAGUCUACAGCUCACCUCUACAUCUACAGAGUCUACAGCUCCUACAGUAUCUACAGCUUCUACAGUGUCUUCCACAUCUGCUCAGUCUACAGCAUCUACAGAUUCUACAGCUUCUACAAUAUCUACAGCAUCUACAGAGCCCACAGCUUCUACAGUAUCUACAGCUUCUACAGUGUCAUCCACUUCUGCUCAGUCUACAGCCUCUACAGCAUCUACAGAGUCUACAGUAUCUACAGCUUCUACAAUAUCUACAGCAUCUACAGAGCCUACAGCUACUACAGCAUCAACAGUUACUACAGUGUCAUCAACAUCUCCUCAGUCUACAGCAUCUACAGAGACUACAGUAUCUACAGCUUCUACAGUGUCAUCAACAUCUGCUCAGUCUACAGCAUCUACAGAGUCUACAGCUUCUACAGUAUCUACAGCUUCUUCAGAGCCUACAGAGCCUACAGCAUCUACAGAGUCUACAGCUUCUACAAUAUCUACAGCAUUUACAGAACCUACAGCUUCUACAGUAUCUACAGCUUCUACAAUAUCUACAGCAUCUACAGAGUCUACAGUAUCUACAGAGUCUACAGCUUCUACAAUAUCUACAGCAUUUACAGAGCCUACAGCUUCUACAGCAUCUACAGCUUCUACAAUAUCUACAGCAUCUACAGAGCCUACAGCUCCUACAGUAUCUACAGCUUCUACAAUAUCUACAGCAUCUACAGAGUCUACAGUAUCUACAGCUCCUACAGUAUCUACAGCUUCUACAAUAUCUACAGCAUCUACAGAGCCUACAUCUCCUACAGUAUCUACAGCUUCUACAGUGUCAUCCACUUCUGCUCAGUCUACAGCAUCUACAGAGUCUACAGUAUCUACAGCUUCUACAAUAUCUACAGCAUCUACAGUCUACACAGCUCCUACAGUCUACAGCUUCUACAGUGUCAUCCACUUCUGCUCAGUCUACAGCAUCUACAGAGUCUACAGUAUCUACAGCUUCUACAAUAUCUACAGCAUCUACAGAGCCCACAGCUCCUACAGUAUCUACAGCUUCUACAGUGUCAUCCACAUCUGCUCAUACUACAGCAUCUACAGAGACCACAGCAUCUACAACAUCUACAACAUCUACAACUUCCACAGCAACUACUGCAAAAAUAGUACCUGAGGUGCUAACAGUUCUGGAGUUUCGCUCUAAUGACACAUUUAUUAUUGCACUCAGCGAUAACAACAGUGAGGAGUUCAAGAGUAGGGCUAAGCUUGUCAAAGAUCAGAUUGAGCCCAUCUACAAAAUCAAGUAUGAUAACUUCCUCAGAGUGAUUGUCCUAGGAUUCAGUGAAGGGUCAAUCAUCACAUCAACACGACUAGCUUUCAGCUUAAAUCAAGCUAUCCCAUCUGUUGGAGAGAUUUCGAACACCCUCUUGACAGCAGUGGGAAACGGAGGUGUCAAUCUAUUGAACAUAAUUCCUCAAUCAAUUUCAGUCAAUGGUUCAGCUUCAGCUACCACUGUCACUCCUGCAGCAACCACAGCAACUACAGCUUCAGGUGGAUUAAAGAUUGAAUCCAGUCUGCUCCAAGCAACAUGCCUCGUCAUUAUGUCUAAAAUAUUAAAGCUUUUCCUAUAGAUCCCUUAAACAUAUAUCAAUCAAAUAUGAGAGUUCAGUAAUAAAUGCUAUAACAAAUAAUUAAAUGACAAAUGUAAUUAUUAUUAUUACGUGGUAUAUAAGUACAACAUUCUUCCCAUUGUAGCACACUCUGAAAUAAUGGUAUAGAGCAAUAUAAAGAUAAGUUUGAUGAUGCAUUGUUCCUCAAGAAUUUAACUGCAGAUAUUUGUUUAACAGCAGGCUGUUCUUUGAGGGAGAAGCGGAUGUUUUACCUCAUGCAUUUCCUAAUGUAUGUUUUCAACAUGUAAAUAUUGUAACUGCUGUUAAACUGUUUUGAGGUUAAAUACUGGUCAUACUUAUUUUUCUUUUUUCUUUUUUUAUCUAAUAAUUUCUAACAUUGCAAUGUCAUAUUCUAUUUUAAUUAAAUAAAAUUAUUUAUUAAGUUUA
This is a messenger RNA of Cyprinus carpio (common carp), 4505 nucleotides long. RefSeq lists its product as uncharacterized. The record is from RefSeq and is a predicted model, not a curated record. Gene Ontology annotation, biological process: negative regulation of transcription by RNA polymerase II. Gene Ontology annotation, molecular function: transcription corepressor activity. Gene Ontology annotation, cellular component: nucleus. Lineage: Eukaryota; Metazoa; Chordata; Actinopteri; Cypriniformes; Cyprinidae. Bases 467 to 3622 code for a protein of 1051 amino acids. The transcript is spliced from 8 exons.